This is a messenger RNA of Closterium sp. NIES-67, 1198 nucleotides long. The record is from the annotation of a GenBank genome assembly. Lineage: Eukaryota; Viridiplantae; Streptophyta; Zygnematophyceae; Desmidiales; Closteriaceae.
CAAUCACUCCUGUCCCUCACAACUGCAGAGUUGAGGUUGACUUCGAGUGUUACCAGCAAGCUCCCAAGUUCAGUCGCUUGCUAGGGUCAGGCUCGCCUGAUCGAAUAAGUGCUGCAGGCCAUUGCAGCCUCCGGCCAUCACAAAGCUCUGAAUACUGUUUGUACGUGUAGGGCUAUUUUUCCAGCAGUAAUACUAGAUCUGGCUACAUUCAAACUCCUAGUAGUUCAGUCGAUCUACAUUGCGGUACAUUGAUUCGGCGUUAAUCCAUAGUUUGAAAGGCGGCCUGAUCACGUUAAAUUUAACCGUUUCACGUUCGGGCGACGCAUUAGUGGGUUCCGAUCUUAUAGGGAGAUGGCGAGUGGAGGAGGUGGAGGGAGGGCUCGAGCGGAUUAUGACUACCUCAUUAAGCUCCUGCUCAUCGGAGACAGCGGUGUCGGGAAAAGUUGCUUGUUGCUGCGGUUUUCAGACGAUUCUUUCACAACAUCGUUCAUCACAACCAUUGGAAUCGACUUCAAAAUUCGAACCAUUGAGCUCGAUGGAAAGCGCAUAAAGCUGCAAAUUUGGGAUACUGCUGGACAAGAACGCUUCCGCACCAUCACAACAGCUUAUUAUCGAGGGGCUAUGGGCAUUCUUCUCGUUUACGAUGUCACUGACGAGUCGUCCUUCAACAAUAUCCGUAACUGGAUCCGUAACAUUGAGCAACACGCGUCAGAAAAUGUUAACAAAAUUCUCGUAGGAAAUAAGGCGGACAUGGACGAAAGCAAACGGGCUGUUCCUGCUGCUCGUGGUCAAGCACUAGCAGAUGAAUUUAACAUCAAGUUCUUUGAAGCGAGUGCCAAGUCGAAUUUGAAUGUGGACAAUGUAUUUUUCACCAUUGCCCGGGACAUCAAGCAACGACUGGCAGAGAGCGCAGAGGAACGACCAGAGCAACAAGCCAAGGCCAACAUUGUGAUCUCUGACACGAAGAAACCCACAAAAGCCAAGGGUGGCUUCUGUUAAUGGUCAGCAAUGAUAGGACAGCUAGGGCAGGUGCCAUUCCCAGGUUUGUGAAGGACAAAAAAUUGCAGUCUUUUCAAACUAGCAGCAAAGUUAUUGUGUAUCCGUUCUGGUUUCUCAGAUCGCAGGCAGCAGUUGUAAUUCUGGACACAAAAGCCUUUCAUCUAAGUUAUUGUGUAUCCGUUCUGGUUUCUCAGAUCGC